Molecule: messenger RNA, 1494 nt
Organism: Emericellopsis cladophorae
Lineage: Eukaryota; Fungi; Ascomycota; Sordariomycetes; Hypocreales; Bionectriaceae
Product: Protein disulfide-isomerase-like protein
Exons: 2
Coding region: 1-1494 (497 amino acids)
Biological process (GO): protein folding; response to endoplasmic reticulum stress
Cellular component (GO): endoplasmic reticulum
Molecular function (GO): protein disulfide isomerase activity
Source: RefSeq, a predicted model, not a curated record
AUGCAGCACAAGCGUCUUGCCUGGGCCUUCCUGGCCGCUGCCGCCGCCGGCUUCGCCAGCGCCGAGGACUCGGAUGUUGCCCAGCUCACAAAGGACACCUUUGACGACUUUGUCAAGUCCAAUGACCUUGUGCUUGCCGAGUUCUUCGCCCCGUGGUGCGGUCACUGCAAGGCCCUCGCCCCCGAGUACGAGGAGGCUGCCACGUCGCUGAAGGAGAAGGACAUCAGGCUCGCCAAGGUCGACUGCACCGAAGAGGCCGACCUCUGCAAGUCUUAUGGUGUCGAGGGCUACCCUACCCUCAAGGUCUUCCGCGGCCCUGACAACAUCGCCCCCUACACGGGCCAGCGCAAAGCUCCCGCCAUCACCUCCUACAUGGUGAAGCAGUCCCUGCCUGCUGUCUCUACCUUGACCAAGGAGACUCUCGAGGACUUCAAGACUGCCGACAAGGUCGUCCUUGUGGCCUAUGUCGCCGCCGACGACAAGGCCUCCAACGAGACCUUCACCAAGGUGGCCGAGUCUCUCCGUGAGACCUACCUCUUUGGCGGUGUCGCUGACGCUUCGCUCGCCGAGGCCGAGGGUGUCAAGGCACCCGCCAUUGUUCUCUACAAGGCCUUCGACGAGGGCAAGAACACCUUCACCGAGAAGUUCGAGGAGGAGGCCAUCAAGACCUUCGCGAAGACUUCGGCCACUCCCCUCGUUGGUGAGGUUGGCCCCGAGACCUACGCUGACUACAUGUCGGCUGGUAUCCCCCUGGCCUAUAUCUUCGCCGAAACGCCCGAGGAGCGCGAGUCUCUUGGAAAGGCUCUCCGUCCCAUUGCCGAGACUUACAAGGGCAAGAUCAACUUCGCCACUAUUGACGCCAAGUCGUUCGGCGCCCACGCCGGCAACUUGAACCUCAAGACUGACAAGUUCCCCGCCUUCGCCAUUCAGGACACCGAGAAGAACCUCAAGUUCCCCUUUGACCAGGAGGCUGAGAUCACCUUUGAUGCCAUCAAGAAGUUCACCGAGGAAUACACCUCUGGCAAGCUGGAGCCCAGCAUCAAGUCUGAGCCCAUCCCCGAGACCCAGGAGGGUGUCACCGUCGUUGUCGCCAAGAACUACGAACAGAUUGUCCUCGACGAUAACAAGGACGUUCUCGUCGAGUUCUACGCUCCGUGGUGCGGUCACUGCAAGGCUCUCGCCCCCAAGUACGACGAUCUCGCUGCCCAGUACGCUGCCUCUGAGUUCAAGGACAAGGUCGUGAUCGCAAAGGUGGACGCUACCGCCAACGACGUCCCUGAUGAGAUCUCUGGCUUCCCCACAAUCAAGCUCUUCCCCGCUGGUGGCAAGGGCUCUCCUGUCACAUACAAGGGCUCCCGUACCGUCGAAGACCUCAUCAAGUUCGUUGAGGAGAACGGCAAGCACAAGGCUGGCAUCUCACCCGCGGCCGAAGCUGCUGCUCCCGCCGCCUCGGAGAAUGCCGAGGAGAAGGAGGAUGCCAAGGAUGAGCUGUAG